Messenger RNA from Thermochaetoides thermophila DSM 1495, 1065 nucleotides. RefSeq lists its product as uncharacterized. Gene Ontology annotation, cellular component: membrane. Gene Ontology annotation, biological process: transmembrane transport. The record is from RefSeq and is a predicted model, not a curated record. Lineage: Eukaryota; Fungi; Ascomycota; Sordariomycetes; Sordariales; Chaetomiaceae. Gene Ontology annotation, molecular function: transmembrane transporter activity. The transcript is spliced from 2 exons. Bases 1 to 1065 code for a protein of 354 amino acids.
AUGGAAAAGUACUCAUGGAACAGUCAACCGUCAGCUUCUACGCCAUCUCACCCAGUCGAAUAUUACCAAUGCACCAACAAUGUCCCUAACAGUGAAGAAGAACCGGCUCCUUACACUGCGCGUGAAUCUCGUGCGGUUGUCCUCCGCCAGGACCUAACCAUCCUCCCACUAUCAGCGUUCAUCUACUUCCUCUGCUUCAUCGACCGUUCAAACAUCGGUAAUGCCCGCAUUCUGAAUGCUGAAAAAGGUCACGACAUGCAAACCGAGAUCGGCGCCACGCCAUAUCAGUUUAACAUCGCGCUGAUGGUUUUCCUGAUCGGCUACACCUUCUUCGAGGUCCCAAGUAACAUCUUGCUGAAGAAACUUCGCCCAUCCCGCUGGCUUGCUUUUUUGAUGGUUGCAUGGGGAAUUGCAACUUUGGCUUUGGGGGCGGUUAAAGACUUUGCAGCCGCUUCGGGGGUGAGAUUCUUGCUUGGCGCGUCAGAGGCUGGCCUCUUCCCUGGGCUGGUCUACUACCUGACGUUCUGGUACCGAGCAGAUGAGAGGAGCGCCAGGGCUGCUUUUAUUCUUGCGAGUGCAUCCCUUGGCGGUGCAUUUGGUGGUGCAAUUGCUUAUGGGAUUGGACAUAUGGACCAGGUACGUGGACUCUCGGCGUGGAGGUGGCUCUUCAUCCUCGAAGGCCUGCCGUCCUGCCUGUCAGCCGCAUUAGUAUGGUUCUUUUUGCCAGACUAUCCAGAAGAAUUCUAUAAAGAAGGGACAAGACAGAGGGAAGUGGCAUUGGCCAGACUCAAGAUUGAAGGUAGCAAGCGGCAUCAUAAGACGAUGACUUGGCAAGAUGCGAAGGCUACGCUCUUGGAGUGGAGGCUCUACCUCCAUUAUGCGAUCUACUUUGGCGUCGCUGUCCCCUUUAGCUCACUCGCAUUAUUUUCACCGACGAUCAUCGCUGGUUUGGGUUAUAAAGGACUCGACAGCCAACUGUUCACCGUUCCUCCUUAUGCCGUUUCGUAUGGUAAGUCCCAAUCCCCUCGGUCGAGUCAUGAAAGGCCCACUAAUGCGAAGCAGUAA